Ostrea edulis (European flat oyster) is the source of this 499-nucleotide messenger RNA. RefSeq lists its product as uncharacterized. Bases 39 to 485 code for a protein of 148 amino acids. The transcript has 5 exons. Lineage: Eukaryota; Metazoa; Mollusca; Bivalvia; Ostreida; Ostreidae. The record is from RefSeq and is a predicted model, not a curated record.
CAGAUUGGUUUAGUCACAGCGAAAGCAGGAAAAUAUGUAUGGAAAACAUUUAUUGUUUUGCUUGUUUUUCUAUGCAACAGAGUACAAGUGGAAAUGUUAUGGGAACAACAAUACAGCAUGGGAAGUAUCUUACAGAAUUAUAUUUAUUUUCUUGUACCUUUGUUCCCGUCACAAAAGAGCCUUAUGUAGGGGCUGGAUGGUCCUAUAACUAUGAUCCUAAAACGGGUGUUGCUGGAAUGAAGAAAGGCUAUCAUUUAUCUAGAAACGAUACUUGUCAUGUAUAUAAACUAACGGAUCAACAGCGACAUGAUAUUCAUACACCACAAGGUGAAAUCAACGUUCAGAUAUAUAUGUAUCAGGCUGUUAUCACCCACCACGGCGAGACGAUGAACUUGCUAGAACUAAAAAACAUAAGCUACAGCAUCUGGAAUUACUGCAAAAGUCUGGAUCAUAUUAUCAAGUAUAACUUCUAUGUCUCAAAAUAAAAGAUGGAAAAAUC